Molecule: messenger RNA, 4619 nt
Organism: Pipra filicauda (Wire-tailed manakin)
Lineage: Eukaryota; Metazoa; Chordata; Aves; Passeriformes; Pipridae
Gene: GZF1
Product: GDNF inducible zinc finger protein 1
Exons: 5
Coding region: 1199-3277 (692 amino acids)
Biological process (GO): negative regulation of transcription by RNA polymerase II; regulation of immune system process; regulation of cytokine production
Molecular function (GO): protein binding
Source: RefSeq, a predicted model, not a curated record
CAUUUCCUCCCCUUCUUCCCCCGCCUCCGUUGGGAUGUGCUCCCAGCUUCCCCGAUGAUCCAGGAUCCUUCCCAAAAGGGAUUGGAAGCAGGAGCUGAGGGGGAUCUCCCUGAGGAGCAGCUCCACAACUCCAUCACCUGCCCCAGGCUGGGGCAGCUCCCUGGGAAUCCUCUCCCCAUUCCCCUUCAGGGGUUGGUGGCUGGAGCUUUUUGUCUCUUUCCAGCUGGUUUUGCCUCUGGAAAAGGGACAUAUUCCCACAAAUGGACAGUGCUCAAGUGGGAAUUAGGGGCAUAGUUGUGAAAUACACGAUGAUUAGUUAAAACUCAUUUUAUUGGGGUAAAAAAGUGACAUUUUGGUGCCAUUAGUUGUUUAGGCAUUUGGUGGGUCGUCCUUAAAUUCCUGGGAAGGGGAAAGAAAUUCCUCAGAUUCCAGCAGGAACUAAAGGGUUAAACUCAGCAGGUCGCUCAGAGCCUCUUCAAAUCCAGAGAAACGUGGUUUGUUCUGGGGUCAGACAUUUGGGAGAAAAAAAAACCCCAAAAACACCAGUUCUUUUGCAAACUUGGGAGCAGCUUCAAACAUUCCCGGGAAACACGGUGUAACCUGAACAGUGCUGGAAUGGGGACGCCCUGGGAAGGCUGGAAACAGGCCUUCAAAAUAUGGGGGCUGGGAGCCCAGUUUGAGGGAGGAAUUCUUAAGACAGCGAGCAUUGUGAGGAAGUUUUAUUGGGUUUGGGUUUUCAGUGUGUGAAUGUGAUUAUCCAUCGUGCCUGGGUUGGUGAAGCACUUGGAAUUUUAUCUGGGAAUGCUGUUAAGGCAGUGGUUUUUUGGGAUCACAGUUAAUUUUGCUUAACUUUGCUUCAUUUUACCUUUCUUUUAUUGCCUGCUGAGGAGAGGAACUGUUCCUUAAUUCCACGUGCCUUAACCAGAACAUUCCCUUGAUCCACCUCUGUUGCUCCGUCCCUGUUCCAGGUUCUAAUAGUCCAGAGGGUCUCAGGUAAAAUUACAGGUGGGAUUUAAGCUAAAAUUCACUGCAUGGUCUGGUGGAGAUCAGUCCAAGUCUGGACUCACUCCCGGAGCUCUUUCCCAACCUCACUGGAACACCCAAAACCCCGGAAGUGGCUUUCGUCCAUUGGAAACCCCCGGGAGUUCCGUUGGCUAACGCAGGGUAUCCUCAACAGCUUCUUGCAGGGGGAAGAAAGAUGGAAAGCGCUCCGGUCCUGCUGGAAUCCAAGUCCUCUCCCAUCAACCUGCUGAACGAGAUGCACCAGCUGCGCCUGCUGGGCCACCUGUGCGACGUGACGGUGAGCGUGGAGUACCAGGGCGUCCGCGCGGAGUUCGUGGCCCACAAGGCCGUGCUGGCGGCCACCAGCAAGUUCUUCAAGGAGGUCUUCCUCAACGAGAAGGCCGUGGACGGCCCCCGGAGCAACGUGUUCCUCAACGAGGUGCAGGUGGCGGAUUUCGCCUCCUUCCUGGAGUUCGUCUACACGGCCAAGGUGGAGGUGGAGGAGGACAGGGUGCAGCGCAUGCUGGAGAUAGCCGAGAAGCUCAAGUGCCUGGACCUCUCGGAGACCUGCUUCCAGCUGAAGAAGCAGAUGCUGGAGUCGGUGCUGCUGGAGCUGCAGAACUUCUCGGAGUCGCAGAACUCCGAGGAGGAAGGCGCUGCCCACCCCAGCAUCCCGCCCGAGUCCAAAGCCGUGGCAGAAGCCGAGCAGGAAACUCCGGGUUCCCCCGUAGCCAGGCCCAGCCACGGAGCGUCCCCGGAGGCGCCGGCUGCCAAAUCCAAGGAGAAGACGGACAAAAAGAAGGAAAUGCUGAAGGCUCCUUACGCCAAAAUCCGGAGGGCGAGCGGGAGGCUGGCCGGGAGGAAGGUGUUCGUGGAAAUCCCCAAGAAGAAGUACACCAGGAGGCUGAGGGAGCAGCAGAAGAACGCGGAGGUGGCCGCCGAAGACGACAAAUACCCCGAAGAAGAGGAGCUGUGCGACCCGGAGGGGGAGGAGGAGCGCGGGGAGGACGCCGCCGUCAAGCCGGAGGGCGCGGGGCGCGACGGCAGCCCCGAGGAGAACCGCCCGAAGGCCGGCGAGGACAAAAAGAAGCGGGGCAGCAACUUCAAGUGCGGCACGUGCGAGAAGGAGUUCCUGUACGAGAAGAGCUUCCUGAAGCACAUCCAGCACAGCCACGGCAUCGCGGCCGAGCUGGUGUUCCGGUGCGAGACGUGCGGCCAGACCUUCGCCAACCGCUGCAACCUGCGGAGCCACCAGCGGCACGUCCACAGCAGCGAGCGCCGCUUCCCCUGUGAGCUCUGCGGUAAGAAGUUCAAGAGGAAGAAGGACGUCAAGAGGCACAUUCUCCAGGUUCAUGAGGGUGGUGGGGAGCGCCAUCAGUGCCAGCAGUGUGGAAAGGGGUUGAGCUCCAGAACCGCCCUGAGGCUCCAUGAAAGGACGCACACGGGCCACAAGCCUUAUGGGUGCCCGGAGUGUGAGGCUAAGUUUUCUCAGCCUUCGGCACUAAAAACCCACAUGAGAAUCCACACGGGGGAAAAGCCCUUUGUCUGUGAUGAGUGUGGGGCCCGGUUCACUCAGAACCACAUGCUCAUCUAUCACAGACGCUGCCACACAGGGGAAAGGCCUUUCAUGUGUGAAACGUGUGGGAAGAGCUUUGCCUCCAAGGAAUACUUGAAGCACCACAACCGGAUCCACACGGGAUCCAAACCCUUCAAGUGCGAGGUUUGCUUCCGGACCUUCGCCCAGAGGAACUCCCUGUACCAGCACAUCAAAGUCCACACAGGGGAGCGGCCGUACUGCUGCGACCAGUGCGGGAAGCAGUUCACGCAGCUGAACGCGCUGCAGCGGCACCACCGCAUCCACACCGGGGAGAAGCCCUUCAUGUGCAACGCCUGCGGCAGGACCUUCACCGACAAGUCCACGCUGCGCCGGCACACCUCGAUCCACGAUAAAAACACCCCCUGGAAGUCCUUCCUUGUCAUCGUGGAAGGAGCAUCGUCGAAGAACGACGACGGCCACAAGACGGAGCUUCCCGACGAGGAGUACGCUGUGUCCCCCAAGAUCCCGGAGAAGCUGCUGUCCUUCCCUGGGAACAGCCCCUACCAGAGCCUGGCAGCUGCCCCGGGCAGCGGGAGCGCCGGCACGGACUGUAAGUCUUCCGGAGGGCCGGGAUCGCAGGAAGCCCUGAUGGGAACCACCCUGAGCGAGCUCGCGGUGCUCCACGCGCAGCCGGACUCUGUCCAGCCACAGCUCCACGCUCUGGUGAACAUGGAAUAACUCGGGAUUCGCUGCCACUCCCUGAGCUGCACCCCUCGUAUAAGCCCUUUGCCUGAGGGAAGCUGGUGGUGGGAAGCAGGUGGGAGUGGAUUUUCCUGAUUCCUCUGAAAAUUCGUUCCACAGCUCCAUCUCCUGGAGGUUCGGCAGGGCGACACUUCAGUCGCUCCUCCGGGAGUCCCUGGGAGUCGAUUCCCUGGGAGUAGAAGGGGUGGCUCGGGGACCGUGUUCAGGUGGGUUUAUAAAGGUGGUGCAGGUUUGUUUUCCAGGUGCUUUGAUGCCACGUGGACAAUCAGGAGAACCGAGGUCGUGUUUCUCCGUGACAGCCACUGCAUUUUCCCCAGCAGAAAUUCAUCCAGGAGAUAAGCCAGGCCAAACUGCUUUCCAGGAAACCUUGGUUUCUCUCUGCUGUUGCCAAAGAUCCCAGCAGUGAGCCAGCUCACUCCUUGGGAAUACGAGUGGGAGCUUUGGAGUCUCUUUCCAGGAGUUUUGAGUCUCUUAAGUAGCAAAAGGAGCAGGUGGGAGCCAAGUGCUGGUUUGUUUUUUCCACGUUUCCAUGAAAACUGGAGCAGUCUGGCACUUCAGUCUUCACCUUCCAGCUGCUCCAGCUCACAUGGAAGUGGGCACUUAGAGACCAAAACAUCUCUUGGAAAAAUGUCUGGGAAAAGCAGCCAUUCUGGAAAAGGUUCAGUUCAGAGGCUUUUCCUGACCAGCACCUGCUGCUCCGUUUGAUUGGAAUAGGAUUCGGGGUAUUUUCCCUGGCUGGGGAAGGAGCCUUUGAGAGUUGUCAUCUGACUGGGAUGGCUCUUUUUUGGGAACAGCAGCUCGCUGCUGUGGUUUAAUGCUUCAAAAACUCGGGAUCAGCUUCCCAGUUGCCACCGUGUAAAAACCUGCAUCUUUUCCAGACGAUUUUCCUGUUUCUUUUCGCCUGUCACCGUAGUAUUCCCACAGAAACUUUCUCAGCUGGAGCUGUGAGCAAAACUUUGGGAAAGGUAAGCACAAUCCAGCCUGGUGUUGAGGGCCUGUUGUCCAGCAAUAAACACACCCCCCCACACCUGUGGCACAGAGCUAUUUUUGAUCCUAAAGGGAGGUGUUGCCAUGGAAUUCUAAUGUAGAAAAAAAAAAAAGGGAAUUUUUUUUUAAAAGAGAGCAUUUCCAAGAGGUUAUAUUUGAAAUAUUUAUUCCUGGUGAAGCUCAGUUGUCCCCGGAGACCGAUGGGGAAGAGGCUGUAGAUAUAUUUAAAUCCUGAGCGUCUGGAACUGGAGCCAGGGAAAGUUUUGUACUCCGGGAAUGUAUGGAAGUGAGUUACUGUUUAACUGUUCUUAUUAAAAUAUGGGAAUAUUGA